AACCAACUGAGCCAGAACGAAUCUGUUCGACUUGAAGAAAUUAUUAAGAAUUUUAAAAUUGUAGCUUAGCGUAGAUUUUAUUUCUGAAGAUGUGCAAUAAUUCGAAACACGGUGCAUUGGCUGUCGCAAAUUUUUCACACGAUUUGUAUUGUUGCCGUAUGGGGAAUAAUCUUCUAUAUAUACAAUCCUUGGAAUGGAGACACCUUAUUCAUGAUUCCCAUAUUUUAGACUGGGGUGACUCAUCCGACAUAUUUUUCCUUGUGCUUGGAAUAACCUCGGUUAUCUUGGUACCUAUCACGGCUCUGUUGUGGAUCGGGUGGAGAAAGGAGCAUCUCGGAUGCACAAAAGCCUGGCUUUACAUCAACUGCGGUUUAUUUGCUUUUGACCUUCUGACUACAAUUUUCACAGGGAUUUCAGUAGCGCUGAUCGUUCGGAGUGUGUCGACUAUAAUUUUUCUCCUGGUGGUGUACAAUUAUGCAAAAAUGUUGGAAGAAAAGCAACGAGUUGAACUUUCGAACCCAAUUCCGUUUAAUAGAAUGCCGUAAGAAGAAGUGGAUUAAAUUUGUGGUAUUUUCUGUGAAAUGUAUAAUUAUUAAGGUCAUAUUUAUUAAAUAAGUAAUAUCUUUAUGCUAAUAUUUGUGCCUUUGUCAUGGAUUUACUAAGUAGAUAAGCAUGUACAGCAGAUAUUUUAUUAUUAUAAAGGGAAUAAAGCAUACCGUGCAUGUAUUUUAAA
This is a messenger RNA of Folsomia candida, 733 nucleotides long. RefSeq lists its product as uncharacterized. The record is from RefSeq and is a predicted model, not a curated record. The transcript is spliced from 4 exons. The coding region runs from base 90 to 545 and encodes 151 amino acids. Lineage: Eukaryota; Metazoa; Arthropoda; Collembola; Entomobryomorpha; Isotomidae.